Messenger RNA from Cylicocyclus nassatus, 726 nucleotides. NCBI's taxonomy places the organism in Eukaryota, Metazoa, Nematoda, Chromadorea, Rhabditida, Strongylidae. The record is from the annotation of a GenBank genome assembly.
ACUUAUUAACUCUCUUUUCAAGUGAAGGAUUGCAUAUGCAAGAGUGCGCAUUGUAGGAGCAUCUACCACGAUGCAUGCAGUGACGUUUCUGCUUCUUGCAAUUCCCUUGGUAGAGGGUUUUAUAAAACCCAUCGGCAAUGAGCUAAUGUCCAGAAGCACGGUGAAAAAUAAUUGCACCUGUCCACUAUCCAAAUCAGUGCUUUCGAUAUGUCCUGGGCAUUGCGAGGAUGGUUGGGCUUACUACAGUCGAAAGGAUGCUUGCUAUAAGGCAUAUCACAUGGGAAACUUUGACGAUGCUGAAGGUAUCUGUGAGAUGAAAGGAGGGCAUUUGGCUUCCAUUCAUAGCUUUGCUGAAAAUGAAUUUGUAACUGAGUUGGCAAAGUCGGGUGUUGCGGCGGACAACAUUUGGAAAGGAACUUGGAUAGGCCUCAGACAAGCAAAGCACCCACUCAGUAAGGAGUGGACCUGGACUGACGGCACAGAAGUCGAUUAUACACCAUGGUCCAAAAAUCAGCCGGACGAUUACGGAGGAGCAGAGCAUUGCGCACAUCUUUUCUGUGAUGCAAUGGUCAACACAAAUUACGAAUAUCGAAAAUGGAAUGACGCGCCUUGCUCUCUCAAAAUGAGGACAUUCGUGUGCAAGAAGGAAGCGAUGCACUAGUGCGCAUGUACAUGUAUUUGAUUGUUGUGUGUGACAGGUUUUAUAAUAAAUGCAAUCACCUCUGC